Brenthis ino (lesser marbled fritillary) is the source of this 663-nucleotide messenger RNA. The record is from the annotation of a GenBank genome assembly. Lineage: Eukaryota; Metazoa; Arthropoda; Insecta; Lepidoptera; Nymphalidae.
AUGAGCCGGCACACAUGCCUGGCGGCCGCGGCGCUGCUGGCGGUGCUCUGCGUCGCCGACGCCCAGCGGCGCUUGGCCCUGCCUGACCCCAGGAGUUGCGCUAACAGAGUUCGUCACUCAACUUACCGCGACGGACGUGGUGUAACACAUUCAUACUUCUUCAGUUGGGAACAUGCUCCUACUCGUAACCUCGAAGUAGAUUGGCUCGAUGCAAGAAACAUUUGCAGACGGCACUGCAUGGACGCCGUUUCGCUAGAAACCCCACAGGAAAACGAGUUUGUGAAGCAAAAGAUUGCUCGCGCUAGUAUCCGAUACAUUUGGACUUCCGGGCGUAAGUGCAACUUCGCCGGGUGCGACCGACCUGACUUGCAGCCCCCUAAUGUCAACGGCUGGUUCUGGUCCGGGUCAGGCGCUAAGAUCGGGCCCACCCUGCAACGCAACACUGGCGACUGGUCGUACACUGGCGGUUACGGUCAAGCCCAGCCCGACAAUAGAGAAGCGGCACAAGGUAACGACGAAUCUUGCUUGGCAAUCCUGAACAACUUUUACAAUGAUGGCGUCAAAUGGCACGAUGUGGCCUGCCACCACGUCAAGCCUUUCGUAUGCGAAGACAGCGAUGAGCUUCUCAACUUCGUGCGCUCUCGCAACCCCGGUCUGCGCCUU